AUGGCUCUAUCUCUAAUCGCCCUUCAUUGGGCACUGGACCUAUUCGCUUUGCGGGAAGCGCUUGAUGCUGCAAAUGAAAAGGUUAGACUGCUAGAAGCUGCUAAUUUAAAGCUGAAUCAACUCCUUACAGGCAGCAACAAGGAGAACCGCUUGAUGAAGCGGGAGAAUGCAGAGUUGCACAACAAACCCGACGACGCAAAGAACGACCGGGAGCACGAGAGGAGACUGAACAGACGGGGAAGAGAACAAUCUUCAGAUUGUAGCCGUGAGAAAUUCUCAAUCAUGCUGCCACCAUCCACCCGUCCCCCUGUGAUUGUGGAUGAGAGAAGAUCAAGUUUGAAGCCUCCACCUCGAGAUGAGAAAACCCUAUGCGUCAAAUCGAUUGAUCUUGCCGUCAUCUUUCAACCAACACUUUUCUUCCAGAUUGGCCGGGUUUUCAAAACUCUUUGGACGGAGCCUGCCGGAGAGACCGCCACGUAG
Hyaloscypha bicolor E is the source of this 480-nucleotide messenger RNA. RefSeq lists its product as uncharacterized. Bases 1 to 480 code for a protein of 159 amino acids. The record is from RefSeq and is a predicted model, not a curated record. NCBI's taxonomy places the organism in Eukaryota, Fungi, Ascomycota, Leotiomycetes, Helotiales, Hyaloscyphaceae. The transcript is spliced from 2 exons.